Molecule: messenger RNA, 420 nt
Organism: Amphimedon queenslandica
Lineage: Eukaryota; Metazoa; Porifera; Demospongiae; Haplosclerida; Niphatidae
Product: peptidyl-prolyl cis-trans isomerase CWC27 homolog
Exons: 5
Coding region: 1-420 (139 amino acids)
Biological process (GO): protein peptidyl-prolyl isomerization
Cellular component (GO): catalytic step 2 spliceosome
Molecular function (GO): peptidyl-prolyl cis-trans isomerase activity
Source: RefSeq, a predicted model, not a curated record
AUGAUACCAUAUUCCACAGAGUCGUUUUUGUUUGUAGCUCAAGGUGGUGAUCCCACUGGUACAGGUGAAGGUGGUGAAUCUAUUUAUGGUUCGCCAUUUAAAGAUGAGUUUCAUCAGAGACUCAAGUUCAAUAGACGUGGUCUGGUGGGAAUGGCCAAUGGAGGAAAGAAUGAUAAUACCUCACAGUUCUUUAUAACGCUGGGAAGAACUGAUGAACUUAAUAAUAAGAAUACAUUAUUUGGGAAGGUGACUGGUAAUACUUUGUAUAAUUUAGUAAAAUUUAAUGAAAUUUCAACAGAUAAUACUGACAGACCUUUGAACCCACCAAUGAUAUUUAAAACUGAGGUAUGUGAUUUAAAAAAUAAUAUUAGAAUAUUAAUAAUAUUAAAUAUUAUAAUGAUACAGUAUAGUCUCUCUUAA